GACUCCUCUAUGACCCACCUCACCCGGUUUCCGGCCGGUCCUUCCGCUUCCGGUUCUAUCGUGGCGUCUUUGCUGAGGGUCACAUUGAACUGCGAGGUGCUUCGAGGCCGUCUUUAGGAGUCUGCAUCAUGGCAGAAGAUAUCAAGAGGAAAAUCAAGAACUAUCAGACUGCCCCUUUUGAUAGCCGCUUCCCCAACCAGAACCAAACCCGGAACUGCUGGCAGAACUAUCUGGACUUCCACCGCUGCGAGAAGGCGAUGAGUGCCAAAGGGGGUGAUGUCUCUGUGUGCGAAUGGUACCGGCGGGUGUACAAGUCCAUCUGCCCCUUGUCCUGGGUGUCGACUUGGGAUGACCGUCGGGCAGAAGGCACGUUUCCUGGAAAGAUCUGAACCGGCUCCACCCCUUCUGUUCUCUGUCCUUUUCCCAGGAUGCUGAAGAGGGACCAGGGCACCUGGGGAUUCCCGCCCUGGGAUCCUCGAUCAUGACUUAACUAAUAAAUACUGAAAACCCCUGAAA
This is a messenger RNA of Sorex fumeus (smoky shrew), 516 nucleotides long. Its product is annotated as cytochrome c oxidase subunit 6B1. Gene Ontology annotation, cellular component: mitochondrion; respiratory chain complex IV; mitochondrial inner membrane. The transcript is spliced from 4 exons. The record is from RefSeq and is a predicted model, not a curated record. NCBI's taxonomy places the organism in Eukaryota, Metazoa, Chordata, Mammalia, Eulipotyphla, Soricidae. Bases 129 to 389 code for a protein of 86 amino acids.